This is a messenger RNA of Porites lobata, 6489 nucleotides long. NCBI's taxonomy places the organism in Eukaryota, Metazoa, Cnidaria, Anthozoa, Scleractinia, Poritidae. The record is from the annotation of a GenBank genome assembly.
CGCCACUGUCACGUUGUCACGCCAGUCUUAUACAUUUGUUCCCAGUCAUCCUCGUUCUAUGUCAUAGACAACAGAAUUCCUCAUCAAACACACAAUGUUCCUUCGACGGGCAUAUGGACGGCUAUACGCCACCACUUUUCGUCGGAUUACAGGUAAAUACAGAAAAAACUCAUAUAAAAUCUUAUACUAAUAAGUUUUGUGAAGAAAACGACCAAUCCACGUGAAGGAUUGGUCGAUCGUCUCUUUGUUCCCUCGCUUGAGUGAUCUGAACCACGAGCAAGAUCAUAAAAUCAACGUUACUUCAAGCCGUUACACAGGAGCUUAUUCGCAGAGAACCCAACCAUUUGGAAGCCUUUACAUAAAACAGUGGUACAGAGUAUUUGCAUUGAGCUGGUGGAGUGCACCUCCCUAGCUAUUAAACUCACGUACGCUGACUGUGUGACCAUGCGCCACUCGGACGUUCCAAGUAAAAUAGCAAGUCACGAAAUUAACGGGAAGUAAACCUGCUUUUAUUUCACAAUUCAACCACUUUUUGAUGUGCCCUUUUAGAGCAGAAGAUAACAUGUGUUUUACUGGAAAACAGAAGGUAAAGGGGGGGUGUACGUUGUUGUGGUACUCGUUGGGAAGGGGGGGGGGAGGGGGGAGUGUUGGCUUCUGUAACACCACGCUAUGAAAAGGAGAGGGAAGCCAAAUGUAUAACUGUUUGGUUAUAUCGUGAUUUGUAAAUAGGCGCUUUACAAAAGUGAUUGUGAUGACAAAGUUUGGGGAUUUCCCUAAAUUGGUCUUUUUUAAUAGUUUAUAUGAGCCUGAGGGCUAAUUAUCAUGCCAUUUGAAUCAGUCAUCCACAUACUCCCUUUUACAUAUCUUAAAAAUGAUUUUUUUCUCAACUGAGGGAAAGAGAUCUAAGGGGUUUUCUGAAACUAACUGUAGUUUCAAUAAGUUGUUAAUGGCAACAAAAGGUUUGGUUAAGAACUUGUUUGUAUUUUGUGCCAGUUUGUUUUGUUCCUAAUUUCCUCCUAUUUUUUUGUAAAACAAACUUUGUUAGGUUUCUAAUGAAAGUCAUCUUAGUUUGACCUUAAAGAAGGAACAAGUUGCUUGCUUCUGAGAUAUGUGCUUUCUCUGAGGGAAAAGCUUACAUUUUUAAUGUGCUGUAAAAAUGUUUUAAUCUGACACAUGAGGGGUUUAGCAUUAUGAAAUUAUUUAAACUGGCUAUUAUGUAGACCUUAAACAGGUUAAGUGACAUAUAAAUUUUUUUAUGUCAUUUUGGCUGCUAUUGGAGACUAAUUUUGGCAGAUUUUUUUGGGUGUUUCCAAGACUUCUUUUACUACUAACUUCUUUUUUUUUAAUACUCCUACCACUGCUGCUGCUACUAUUUACUACUACUACUACUGCCACAGUGUUUUAAAUAGAGUAUUUUUAAAUGGGCUUAAUUUUGCAGAAUUAAUCUUUUUAUUCAUUUUUUUUCUUUAACUUUCUUUAACAAGUGGCAAGGAUGUCUGUAAAACUUUGUUUGCCUCUUCCUUCUUACAAAGUGUCAUGUUAAAUAUUUGCCCAUUAAUGUUGUUUCAGAGAAACUGGGUGAAAGGCUUACUUCAACACAAGCCACCAAACAGAAGGUAAUUUAACAGAAAAAGGAAAGUAAUGUGGAAGUGCUUAUUAAAACUACUGUUCCACAGCAAAACCUCAGCUUGAAAGCUAAAAAACACAGGUAUAGGUAGUGAUUGAUCAAAAGAAGGGCCGGAACAUCUUUCUUUGGUUUGACAGUAAAACAUAAUUAUGUUAGUCUUUAUGUCUGAUCAAUAGCAAAUGCGCAGUUUACAUGGCCAGGUUAAAUCGUGCUGUUUUUGACAGUAAUGUAGUGGUUAAGUCCGAUUUCCAGACAUUUUGCUUAACCACAUUCCUGUCUGGAGAAGAAUGCAAACCAGACCCCCAAAAAGGAAGGAAAAUCUAGCAUGGAUGUUAAAAGAUAACAGCAAUCAAACUAAUAGACAAUAAUCUUAGGUAAGUAAGUAAGUAAGUAAGAACUUUAUUAUUGUGUCAAGGUUGCUUGGGAACACCUACCACCUACUUGUUUAAUAGUCAAUAAAACAAUCUAAUAAUCAAUAAAAUAUGAAAUGUAUAUCAGGUUUGGACCAAAGGACAGGGCCUUGGUAGGUCAGGCUAUGUCUGCCAUAAGCAACCGUCUGAAAUCUAGUUAUGACGAAAUUAUGAUUUCGAAGAUGAUACAGCUGAGAACUGGUAACAACACCCUUGGUUGUAUUUAAAAUAGCACAUGGGCUAGUGGGUCAACACAACAAUAUGAUAAUUUAAACAAAAAUAUUAAGGUAAUAAAUCCCAACUGGUAGGAGGGAAACCAGCUGGUUAUCUACAAGCGUGGUGAAGCAGUUAGUCCUGGAACUUCUGAGAAACAAUCACAGUAGUAGUUGGUAGGGGAUUUGAACCUCAGACAUCUGGUUUGCAAAUCCAUUCUACGUACUAAUCAACCAAUUUGAGACUUUUUAAACUUUUUCUUGUUCUAAUAAAUACAUUAUUUCAGUAGAUAGUUUACCUGAAAAAUUGAGAAGUUUUUUGCAGUGAUAUUUUAUAAUUUUCCAGAAAACCACUCAGCUCAAGAAAAUGAUACAAUCCCCUGAUGUUGAAUUCAUUAUGGAGGCACAUAAUGGACUAAGUGCAAAAAUAGUGCAAGAGGCUGGUAAGUAUUUGACAUUCUUUGUCAAUCAGGAAGUAACUCAUUUAAAGUAUUUCUUAAAUAUCUUAAAUUCUACCCUGAGUAUCUGGCUUUCUUUUCUUGGGGAAUUACGAGGAAGCAAGAAAAGAAAGCCCUCCCCUCUCACUCUCCCUCUGUCCCUCUCUGCAAGGAGGGCCUGAUACUCAGGUUACAUAAAUUCCUUAAGAAAUGCCCCCAAAAUUACUUGAUUCCCUUCCCCCCGUAAAUAACAUAACACUUAUGUUAUUGGCAGUGGGAGGGUGGGUGGUAGCUCUAAUCCCCUAACCUCUUAAUCUAAUCAAUAGUAACACUGUCUUUUGCCCAAGUUAGUAAUCAAUCAUUAAUUAUAUUUUAGUUUAUCCUAGGUGAGUAACUCCUUAUGAGGAACAUGUCUGGCAGAGUGAUUACUAGAAAAUGCAUAGAUUCAGGCAGGAAAACAACAGUGUAACAUAUACUGGGUUUAAUGAAUAUUAUCAAACAUAAUCACAUGAAUAAAUCACUGAAAGGAACUCUUCUGCAGCCUCAGUUUUAUCAUUUCCUAAUACUGAUAUUAUUUUUUAGGGUUUAAGGGUAUCUGGGGUAGCGGUUUAUCGAUAUCUGCUCAGCUUGGUGUGCGUGACAGUAAUGAAGCAUCAUGGACUCAAGUUAUGGAGGUCAUGGAAUUCAUGAGUGAUGCCACAGACAUCCCAAUCUUAUUAGAUGCUGACACUGGCUAUGGAAACUUCAACAAUGCUCGUCGUUUGGUGACAAAGCUUGAACAAAGAGGUGUUGCAGGGGCUUGCAUUGAGGAUAAAUUGUUCCCCAAGACUAACUCUUUGUUGGAUGGCAGAGCACAGCCUCUUGCUGAUAUUGAUGAGUUCUGUGCAAAGAUUAGAGCAUGCAAAGGUACAAUAAUAAUGUUAUUUGUGGUGACACAAUUUUAUUAUUUUGUUCGCACAUAUACUUAAAGGCUAGCGUAGAACAGUUGUUGAAAAAAAUUCAUUUAUAACUGUACAAAGUGGCAGCUUUUAAUUUCUCUACCGCAUACUUUAGACUUGUUUCACUCAGCCCAUAUCUCUUAGGGAAUUUUACACAUGCAGCAAACAAGGCAGUGGAAAAAUUUUUAAAGGAAACAAGUGUUUUAAUUUAUUAUAGGAAUACUCAGCAACUGAUUUGUAAUUUCAUACAAUAACUAGAGAUCAAUAAGCCUUAGUUAUAAAGAUGUUUGUUACUUGUCAAGUGCUUUAUUUCAGACUACAUAUACCCAGCUUUUUGAUAAGUCUAAAGUUAUUAAAGUAACAAGCCAUUUUUUUCUACAGAUACACAGUCUGAUCCAGAUUUUUGCAUUGUUGCCAGAGUGGAGGCAUUCAUUGCUGGCUGGGGUCUGGAAGAAGCCCUAAAACGAUCUGAGGCUUAUCUCAAUGCUGGAGCUGAUGCUAUCUUAAUGCACAGCAAGAAAUCCGACCCUUCAGACAUUGAGUCAUUUGUUAAAGCUUGGAACAACCAGGUAAGAAGUUUACCUUUGUGAUUUGUUUUGUUUGACCACAAACUGUCACAACUGAAAGCACCAUCAACCCAACUGCUUUGUUGAGAGACAUUUUACAGACGUCAAUUUAAAAGUGAAGUCUUAAGUAAAGAAUGGAUAUAAUCUUGUCAACAAGUCAUCGCAAAGGAUGACUUGGCAGGCCGGGGAAGAUAUAGAGGCAAUGAAAUCGAAAAAUAUAGUAUGAGAAUGAAUAAUUCAUCAUUAAUAUUAUGUUAAUGAUGUUAAACUAUUUUUAAUAUUUAUUAUCAUUAUUGUUGACAGGGUCCAGUUGUAAUAGUUCCUACCAAGUAUUACACGGUGCCAACAGACGUAUUUAGGGAAUGGGGUAUAUCACUGGUGAUCUGGGCUAAUCACAACCUGAGAGCAUCAGUAACUGCAAUGCAAGAUGUUACCCAGCAAAUAUACAAAGAUCAGUCAUUAGUUAAUGUGGAAAAGAAGGUACAUUGAUUUGUUUGACUAUUGGAACAUGUGUAUUCAAGACAAAUGAAUAAGAGUGUGCCUCAGAGUGCCAAUAAAUGUUUGCUCUAGCUACAAUCGGCAACAAAAUUGUUGAGCCAUUGUACUUAAAUAGGGUGACUUCGGAGAACAAAAGAAUCCGCACCCCUCCCCUGUCCCCUCCAUUCAAAGUUGGGGUGUUUGUUGUUUUCUAUAGGUAGCUAGAACAAGGGCACAACAUUGCACGGAGGGGAUGGGGAAGGAAAGCUAUAUUUCCUCCUUUUGAAGUUCAUAAAACGUAAAAAAGCCCACUUUUGGGCGAAGUGUCUCAACUCAUUUUGUCGCCGAUUGUCUGAACCGAAAUCUUUGCGCUGUUGUCCUAUUAGCAAAGGUUAGGAGACGGUAACUGGUUGAGAUUACUAUAUUCACCGGGUUGUUUUUCAGAAGAUAGUUAAGAUACCCAUAUAAUCCGUUUCCUGUGUUUUUCGAGGAAAAAUUAGUUUUGACAAUCUUUGUACUCGGUAGAUAUUCCAAGUAAUUACGCAGCAUACCCACGUACAGAAUGAUUGAUUUUCCUCUGGUAACUAAGUGUGAUCGGUAGGAAUCGAUGGCAGAUAAUAUAUUGUAUUUGAAUAUAUCCCUAGUAAGUUGGAAGUGUUUAUUGGAAGUUUGGCUAUUUGAUAAGGGUGGGAUGGACGAUAAAAUAGCCAUGAUUGCUAUGCGCAGGAGAAUGUUCAGGAAAAAUGUUCCAACUUCUAAUGCACAGCAAAGCUUCAUAGCAUCGCUAAAUCUGUGUAGCAGAUUCGUUGCCCAUAUACCCAUAAGGGUCUUUGAAGAAUUAAAAUUUAAUGUACUUUACAGUAGAAACUAUGAGGUCAGGAGGAGACUGGCCACGAGUAACCACGAGUAACCAACUUUGUUCUUAAAAGAUAAUUAGUUGGUUACUCGUGGAAAUUCCUCCUAAAAAAGCAAUUUUAGCCAUUAUAAAAAUGCCUAGAAAUCUAUUAAGUUUUCUAUAAAGGGAGAAUAAUAAAAAUUGUCUUGUGACGCCACGUCGCACGAUGUCAAGGCACGGUUAAGCGUGACACGAAAUGUCACACAGAAAUUGCCUUAUUCUAAUUGUUCUAAAAUAGGUAUGAUGAAGUCAAACAUAACAAAUAAAAAGCCACCAGGGUCUUAUUUUUGUAUGGCCACUUUUUGAGAUUCAAAAUUUUGAGACAUAAUACUUAAAUAGGGGGACUUGGAGAACAAAAGAAUCCGACCCCUCCCUGUCCCCUCCAUUCAAAGUUGGGGUGUUUGUUGUUUUCUAUAGGGCUUUGCACGGAGGGGAUGGGGGAGGAAAGCUAUAUUAAAUAAAAAGCCCACUUUUGGGCUAAGUGUUCAACUCAUCAAGGUUUUUAGUAAAUCCUCUGUUCAAUCAAUUUUAAACUUCCCAUGAGCACUCCAGUAAUAAGAAAAAUUUAGCACUGUGUCUAUUCACUUACCAUUUAAAUUUGUUUUUCAGGUUGCACCAGUUAAGGAGGUCUUCCGUUUGCAAAGAGAUGACGAAUUAAAAGAGGCAGAAAAGAAAUACCUUCCUGAGAAAUAAUAUUGUUACUCAAUUAAAAAAAUAAAAUGUAUGAUGAAUAUAAUGAAUGAUUGAAUCAAGUUACAUUUAAACAAGUUGUGUGCUCCUUUUUUGAUGAAAUGAGAUAAUAUUAUUGCGCUGUUUACAUUAAUUUUUACUUGUUUUUUUUUUCCUCAACAUUUUUUCAUUUUUUUUCAGUUGUCCGUACAUGUUGUCACAGGAGAUGGAGAAGUGAGCCAUCAGUAUCAGUGUAAU